Messenger RNA from Tribolium madens (black flour beetle), 1248 nucleotides. Its product is annotated as nuclear pore glycoprotein p62-like. NCBI's taxonomy places the organism in Eukaryota, Metazoa, Arthropoda, Insecta, Coleoptera, Tenebrionidae. Gene Ontology annotation, molecular function: phospholipid binding; structural constituent of nuclear pore. The coding region runs from base 83 to 1192 and encodes 369 amino acids. Gene Ontology annotation, cellular component: nuclear pore central transport channel; nuclear pore. The transcript is spliced from 7 exons. The record is from RefSeq and is a predicted model, not a curated record. Gene Ontology annotation, biological process: protein import into nucleus; RNA export from nucleus.
CACGGCGCUUGUCGCCACCAUCGUUUUUAAAUUUAACGUCAACCUAACCUGAAAAUCGUGAACGUUGUCCAAUUUUUCAAAAAUGUCUUUCAGUUUCGGUACCCCCAAAACGGCAACAGGCUUUACAUUACCUACCACUAGCACAAUUGCCACCACUACAGCUUCAGGCGGUGCAGGCGAUACUAAACAACAAACUAAUAAGCCACUAACAAAUCUAUUCGGUACUCCUACGACCAGUGCCGGAUUUUUCUUGGGUACAACCCCCAAAACAACUGCGUCAGUAAGUUUUGGCUUAACAACAAGCGCAACUGCGACCCCCAGCUUUACUAUAACUCCUGCGACUUCGACAACUACGCCCCAGUUUAGUCUAGGAACAAGUGCUUCAACUACUACUACUGCAGCUACUUCAUUUACUCCUAUUUUGUCAACAGGGACAUCCUUAUCUUCAGGUUUCUCUUUAGCAAGCAGUGCUUCAACUUCUGCACCUUUGAAAUUAACCACAACCUUAACACCCUCAAGUACAGCAACAACAUCUGCCCCCAGUUUAGGCCUAGGGGGUCUAACAACUGCCACACAAGCGACACCUGUUACCACCACAACAGCAAGUGUCCCAACAUCUGGUACUUUAACUUAUGCUCAAUUAGAGGAUUGUAUCAACAAGUGGACUAUAGACUUGGAAGAACAAGGAAAAUUCUUUAUCAAUCAAGCCAAACAGUUGAACGCUUGGGAUAACCUACUGGUUUCAAAUAGUGAUAAGAUAUUAGCCUUAAAUGAAACAGUUGAGCGUGUGAAAGAGCAACAGAAGCAACUAGAUCAAGAACUUGACUUUGUAUUGGCGCAACAGAAUGAGUUAGAUGAGUUGAGUCUUCCUUUAGAGAAGCAAUUGACUGAUAUUCCAGUCACAGAUCAGAAUAGAUUCCAAACAUACCAGUUGUCUGAAGUAAUUGAUUCCCAAUUGAAGCAAAUGUCAGAGGAUUUGAAAGAAAUUGUGGAACAUUUAAAUGAGUCCAACAAAAAUGAAGAUAUCACCGAUCCUGUAAUACAAGUCAGUCGCAUUUUAAAUGCCCACAUGAAUUCACUCCAAUGGAUUGAUAGAAACACUUCCCAAAUUUGCUCCCAUUUGGAACAGAUCACACAGUUACAUGAAACUUACAAGAAAAACGUUUUUAUUAAAAUUUCCUCUAUACAAUAACGCCUUGUACAAAUUUCUCAUAUCAAACAAUAAAUCUAACAAGAUAUUGCACUUUA